CUGUAGUUAUCUCGAAGCGAGCAGCGAGCAGCGAGCGCUCCAGCAUCUCACUCGACAACCAUGGGCGAGCAGCGGACGGCGUCAAAGGGCCCCUUUCGCCUGUCGCUGGCCAAGAAGCGCCAGCAGCCGGCCAUGGACCCCCACGCGGCCGCGGCGAGCCUGUACGCGUCGCCGCCGUCGUCGUCGUUGUCGACUGCCGCAUCGUCGAAGUCUUUCAAGUCGCCGCCGCCGCCGCCGCCGUCGCUGCCGCCGCCUCUCUCCGCAGCCUCGCCAUCAAUGCCGUCGCUGUCAGCAGGCUCGACAUCAGCAGCCUCGUCGUCGGCAGCCUCGCCCGCGUCGUUUGCCCACGACGACAUCGACGAGGAGCUGCUCAACGACCAGGAAGCCAUGGCGAUUGCGGUUGCCGCUUCGAAUUCGUGGUUCAGCUCGCCGGCCCCUGACGACGACGACGACUCUCUUUUUUCGGGACGCCACGGUGGCGAUGACGACGACGAUGCCGAGUCGCACUACGACGAGGCGUGGAAGGCGCAGGACCCCAUCGUGCUCGGCGCCCGAGAGGCACUGGAGAGCGCCGAGCCUGCCUUUCCCAGAGCUGAGGCGCGGGAUGAAGGCACUGCAGCUGACCCAGCCGCCGCCGCCGCCGCAGCAGCAGCCCCUCUUGCCGGGGCACCAGCGACGACGGCGCCUCCGCUCCAGCGGGGCCUGAGCAGGACCCGGACCACAAAGCAGGGCGGCGGCAUCCUGAGCCGGCUGAUGCGCAUCAGCCGCAAAGAGGCCCGCGCCGCCGAGGCUGCCGCCGCCGCCGCCACCACCUCGCCCUCCUCUGCGCCCUCUUCGGCCCGGCCCGUCGUCGUCACGGCGGCCGUGGUGCCCGAGGCGAGCACGGGCGACAUCUUUACGACGAUGAAGACGCAGUCGCCGGCGACGGAGCUGCCGCCCGCCGGUCCGUCUGCGGCAGGCGCGGCCGGCGUCGACGUGGCCAGGGACCCGCUCACGCUGCGCGACGUCGGCAUCGAGCGGGUGCCGCUGAUGGUGCAGGACGAGGAGCGGCCCCAGCACGGGCGCAUCCACUCCGUUGAGCCGAGCCUGGUCGACGACGAGAGCAUCGCCGACCGCUCCGAGCUCAGCUUCGUCGAGGGCGGCUUUGAUAUUGACGGCGGCGACGACGACGACGACGAUGAAGAGCAAGGGACUGCGCUGAAUGCGCUGCAGGACGAGCAGCAGUCUGUCCCGUCGUCGCCGUGGCAGCUGUCGGGACACGAGUCGCAGCAGCCCUCGACGGCGUCCUCGUUCAAGGACGCCCUGUCGCGCCAGGCCUCGGAGACGGCCUCUCUCCAGCUGCAGCCGCCUGGCGACAGAGGAGACGACGACGACGACGAAGACCAGCCGACGCCCACGGCGACGCCCAAGGCCACGGCGCCUGACCCGGGCCAGAGCUCGUACUUUGACAACAGCAGCACGCCGUCUGCUGCCGCGGCGACGGCGACGGCGAGGCCAUCCAGGCAGGAGGCAAGUGCGCAGAGUGCUGCCAGUCCGGAGCAGCGCAAGAGUACGAGUCCGAGCCAGCGCAAGAGUGGCAGCCCGAGCCAGCGCAAGAGUAGCAGCAGCCCGACGCAGCAGCGCAAGAAGACCAUUCCCGCGCUGACUAGCAGCAGCAGCGUCGCCAAUGGGCCCCAGCUGCGCCACUACCUCCUGCGCCGCCUCGUCGAUGUCGAGCUGCGCCACGAGCUGGAGCGCCUCUGGAUGCUGGCCAGCCUCGACGAGGCGUGGCAGCCCGCCGACCCGGCAGGGCUGGCCAAGUGCGACCUCGCCUGCUUCAAGCUGGACCCGCACCGGCGCGCGCCCUACCUGCCACGCACCGCCCUCGUGCGGCCGCUGGCCCGGGCGAUGCUCAGCUGCCCCCUCUUUGGCCCCGCGGUGCCCAUCGAGGGUGCCGCCGCUGCGCGCUCCCGCGCGGCUGGCGCGCGCAAGUUCAUCGACGAGGGUCUCUUACCGCUCGCCAGACACCUGCAGGCGCUCUCGCUCAGCGACGAGAUGGAUCGGCGGCCACACGCAUACCACGCCCAGACGCAGACGAUGUCCUCGGCCCUUAAGGGCGCGCUACUUUCCGUCGUCGCCCGCUUCCUCGUCUCGAGCCUCGAGCGACAGCCGCCGAGCCGCGAGGGCGAGCCACCACUCGCGCUCGCAGGCUGGGCCUGGAGCAGCGUCGAGCCGCCGCCGCUGGCUGCCUACAUGGGCCACCGGCUGCCGGCCAACAAACUCCGCCAGGGCGGCAUGGAGGUCGACAUUGUCGGUGCUCGCGCGAGGCAGGGCAGCGGCGGCAUCGCCGACGAGUUUCUCAUCGCCGUCCGGCGCUACGGCCACCCGCCGUCGUUUGUCGUGCGCACCGAGGGCGACUUUGUCAAGCUGGCAAAGGGCCUCGCCACCGAGCUGGGCCCGCGAAGGCGUGUGCGCGCCGUCCCGGGACCCACGGCCAGCGGCGCCCUCGAGACGCAGCCGUCGUCGGUGUACGGUGGAUCGACGAAGCGAAACCUCUCGUCGUCGUCGCUCAACACGGGCGACGGUACCGCUGGUGGCACGUCUCGCUCCGCCUCGGUCCCCGUCUCGCUUCCAGCCUCGGGCUCGCUGUCCUCGGCCAAGGGCGACGGCUUCCGCAGACUGGCCUCGGGCGCCAACACGAGCCAGGUCUCGAUGGCCUCGACGGCAGCGGCGCCCUCGCCCUCGGCCAAGCGCAACAGCUUUGGCCUCCUCCGGUCGCCCAAGGCCGACGUCGAUGGCGACGAAAAGAGGGGGGCAAGCCGCUUCUUUUCCAACAACCGCAGCUCCUCGUCGCUCGCCUCGACGAGCACCAAGCAGGGCGCAGCAGCACCCGCGGCGGGGACAGACGAGACGGCGGGCAGCGAGACGGACAUCGAGUCGCGGCGCAAGCAGCUGCGUGCCUGGCUCCGCGACGCCCUCUCGAUCCGUGGCGCCGGCCACAGCGACGAGGGCCGCCAUUUCCUCGGUGUCGCUGCCUUUGGCGAGCGCGAGAUGCGCCACGCAACGCGCCUCGACAUGGACGCACGCGCCCGUCUCGACCGUGACAACAUUGCCCUGCGUGCCGACGCCGCCCGGUCGGCCGCCGAGGACGUGCUGGACCUGCGCGACGAGCUCGAGGCGCUGGGCCAGGCCUGUCUUGGUGGCAGCGGCGGCGGCAGCGGCGGCGACGGCUUCCCCAAGGCGCACGAGGCGCUGCGGAGCGCAGCCACAUUUGGCGCGCUGCCGCUGCCGUACCAGCGCGCCGUGUCCUGGGCCAACCUGCGCCUGGCCUAUGCCCUGCACGGCGUCUUUGUCAACCAGGCCCAGGCCACGAGCUCGGCCAACUUUGCCCGGCUGCAGGACGGCUACGCGGCCGUGCCCUGGAAGAUGCUGGCGCUGGCCCUGCGCGAGCCGACGGGCCUCAUGAUUGCCAAGGUGCGCGCAGCCAUGACAAAGCCCUCGGUCGUCGACCGUCUCGUCGCACUCGUUGUCGGCGAGGACCCGAGCGGGAGCAGCGCCACGGCCACGCAAGACUACGAGCGCCAGGUGGCCGAGCUGAAGCGCCGGCUCGGCUCGGCGCUGAGCCGCAAGCUGCACGACUUUGUGUGGGAGUGCAGCGACCACAAGAAGCGCCUGAUCCGCGAUGCCGCCCGGCGCGCCGACAUUCCCCUCGUCUGCGCCAUCGCCCGCGGCUCCGACAAGCCGCUGCUGGCGACGGACGGCGUCAAGCGCAUCGUCGCGGCCACGCGCACCUACAAGGCCUUUUUCGCCACCCGGCCGGCGCCCACGCCCGACGAGGUGCUGGCCAAGCAGCGGGCCAACGUCGACGUGCGUCUCAUCACCGAUAUGCAGGCCCUGCUGCGGCUGCUGAGCGCCAAGCGCGACGGUGCCAAGCUUCGUGCUGCGCUCAAGGACCCCGCCGUGCGCCAGCCCAUCGAGGCCCUCGUUGAGCCGCUGCUCAACGUCGUGCGCCGCGUGCACAAGUCGACGCCGCCCAGCAGCAGCAGCAGCGGCAGCAGCACCGACCUGCUCAACGGCUUCAAAGACUUCAUCGCCAGCCUCAUCGACGUCCUCGGUGGCCUGCGUGCGCGCGUGCAGGAUCCCUGGCGCAGCAUCGCCACCCUCGCCCUCUUUCUCGAUGAUGCCGUGCCGGCCUGGUAUGCGGUCCUGCACCGCUUUGCGAGCCGCGUGCCCGACGGCCACGGCCACGGACAGAGCCAGAGCCAGGGACAGAGCCAGAGCCUGGCUGGGCGCCUGGUGCAGGACCUCUUUGGCUGGCUCGCCUCGCUCGGCGCGCUCCGCCUCGACGGCAGCCCCGCGGCCGCCGACGUCGUCCUCGAGACGUGCAGCUCCACUCCCUCGUCCAACGAGACAGAGGCAGGGGGAACAACAAGCGUCGACACGUUCGCCAGGCACCUCGCGCAGCAGCACCGCGCCCGGCGCACGCGCCAGAUGGAGGCUGCCGCACGCUGGGCCGCCGGCGACAUCGACGCCGACCACGCCAUCCAGCUGCAGGGCGCCGACGCGGGCAAGACGCGCACCAAGCCCUUUCUCCUCGACGAGGCGCCCCUCCGUCCCGCGGCCAGCGCCGCCAUGCUUGAUGUUGAGGACCGCCUCGCGCGCGCCUUUGGCGAGACCCUCUCUCAUUCAUAGCUAGCUACCCAUGUAUCACCUCCUUUUACUACUACUACUAAUUCACCCCAAUCAAUCAAUCUCAUUCCAGC
Messenger RNA from Acaromyces ingoldii, 4742 nucleotides. RefSeq lists its product as hypothetical. NCBI's taxonomy places the organism in Eukaryota, Fungi, Basidiomycota, Exobasidiomycetes, Exobasidiales, Cryptobasidiaceae. Bases 61 to 4671 code for a protein of 1536 amino acids. The transcript has a single exon. Gene Ontology annotation, molecular function: phosphatidylinositol binding. The record is from RefSeq and is a predicted model, not a curated record.